UUACUUUAACAAACCUUUUUACGAACUUCUGAUAUCCGGUGGCGGAGCCUAACAUACUUAAUUUAAAUUUGCGUGUAACACACUCUCAGCCCGUUUCACGAUGAAUUUAUUAAAUUAAAGACAGUGAAUGCGUAAAACUAAAAAUAGCAGUAUCUGCAUAAUUGUCAUCGAUAGAAACAGCUGUUAUAUGCAUUGUAUGAGUUAUUGGAAUCUUUACAUGGCUUAUGUUUGGUAUAAUCGGGGUAAAGUUAAAAAAGAAGAUCCUGGUAAAAACUAGUAUUAAAUAUGGAAAUUUCUUUGGCAUUAUUGAAACCGCACGUUGUACGUAACACAUACGCAUUACAGCAGUUAAAAACACAAAUAGAAACCAAUUUUAACAUUUUGGCUGCUAAGGACUUGCGUAUAACUAAAGAGCUAUCGGAGUGUUUUUAUGCAGAACACAAAGACAAAUUUUUUUAUUAUCGGUUAACAAGUCUCAUGCAAAGCGGUUUCUGCUACGCUUUCAUACUGCAAUCUGAAUCAUGUAUACAAAAAUGGCGUAAUCUUAUGGGGCCCACCAAGGUUUUUAGAGCGGUCUAUACCGAACCGGAGUGCUUACGUUCUCUCUAUGGUCUAUCAGACACUCGCAAUGCUUGCCAUGGAUCAGACAGCACUGUCUCUGCGCUGCGAGAGAUUGCCAUAGUAUUUCCAGAGUUUGAUAUAAGCCGAGUUGCUAGUCAAUCCAAAUAAUUAAUAAAUACGUAUAUAUAAAGAAAUCAUAAAAGCUCAUUGGUACCUUAUAAAGUCAAUAGAAAAAUAUGGAUUCGACUCCAAUCAAAUCACAUGAUGCUGGUCUGGUAUGAUCCAACCUCUAUUUGAUCUAAAUAUACUUUAGUGAUAUUGUAUUUAUUUUAAAAACUUUAUUCAAUAAUUUUAUACCAAUACAACUUGUUCUAUAUAAAUGUUGCUCUUCUAUAAUUAUUGUAUGAGCUUAAUAUAGAUCAUUCUUAGGGUAAAUUUUUCUUUUGGUAAAUAUUAACAGUGUAUUAAAAUUAUAGUCCUUUAGUUUCCACAAUUGGAGCUUAAGGGCAGCGCCGCUGGGAUAUGUGACCGAAAAGAGAAAGCUAAGUUUUGUUUACAUACAUAUAAUGUUCUCAAUAGUUUUCUUUGUCUACAUCUGGUGCAAUAUGCAAUAUGAAAAACAAAAUUAUGCAAAGGUGAUGUCGGGAACCGAUCAUCGUUUCGAUAGCAGUUUUUAUAUAUGCA
This is a messenger RNA of Drosophila hydei, 1245 nucleotides long. RefSeq names its product nucleoside diphosphate kinase 6 (gene nmdyn-D6). Gene Ontology annotation, molecular function: nucleoside diphosphate kinase activity. Bases 286 to 729 code for a protein of 147 amino acids. Lineage: Eukaryota; Metazoa; Arthropoda; Insecta; Diptera; Drosophilidae. The transcript has 2 exons. The record is from RefSeq and is a predicted model, not a curated record. Gene Ontology annotation, biological process: UTP biosynthetic process; GTP biosynthetic process; negative regulation of oxidative stress-induced intrinsic apoptotic signaling pathway.